CCUGACUCAAUUCGUGACUAACUGACUCAAUGUUUCUUUGUCUUCCACUUGCCAUCGCAAUGCUUCUUCUUUUGGUUGCUUGUUGUCUACUACAGUAUACUACUUUGUAAUGAGAUAGCUGUCACCAUGGUCCUCUCGUCGCUGCUUCCCGAGAAGAAGUCUCCCAUUGCUGGAAUUCCCGUCAUUCCAGGCGGCACUUUGUGGGGCGGCCAUUUACAUUUGCUGCAAGAACCCGACUUUCGCCAAGCUCUUCACAAUUGGACCGUGGCGCACGCGGACGACCAUGGACGAUGUACGUUUUACAUGGGUCCCACGACGCCGAGUUUGAGUGUCACCCAUUGCGACGAUGUCCAACACUUGCUCAAAGCGAGUGCGCAUCGAAAUGCCUUCCCACUGAUGCGAACUCAUUUUGAACAACUCUUUGGCAAGAACACUGUUGGUCUGGCGAAUGGCAAGGAAUGGAAGCAACAACGCAGUCGCAUCACCAAGGCAUUGCAUUCCACGGCCGUCGUCCAACAUCACGAACGGGCAUUUACGGAAACCACACAGCGAUUUGUCAAGCAAUUGUUGUUUGCGAACGACACAACAACGAGUUUGGAGUGUCCCGAUUUGGUGCCACUCAUGAAAGCACUCACCAUGGAUUGCUUUGGUCAAGCUGCUUUUCACGUUGAUUUUAAAACUUGUCAGCAAUUGAUGCAAAAGCAAAAUGACAAUGACAACAACAAUACUGGUAGUGUCGCCAUUGGACCUGCCUUUGAGGCUCUCACCACGGAUCUCAUGAGACGCAUGUCCAAGGAUGUCUUGGUACCAACGUCCCACGUGUACUCUUUGCCCACGGCGGCCAACCAAACGUACGCACACGAAAAAGAAAAGGUUCUCAACUUUUUACUCGAUAUUAUUCGAAAACGACAAGAAUUGAUGAAGCAACAAGACAAGGACGUGCCGGCAGAUUUGUUGUCGGGAUUUCUGGAACAUUUUUCCACCGAAGUGGAUGGCAAUGACGCAAAUCAUAACGAACAAGAGUUGGCACUCAUCAUUGCUCAGAGUAUUCUUGGACUGCUCUUUGCAGGAUAUGAAACUUCCUCCGUUACCAUGUCUUAUACAUUGCAUCAAUUGUCGCAACAUCCAGAGGUUCUCGACAAGUGUUUGGAAGAAAUAAAGCAGGUACAAAAAAACGACAACGACGACAACAAUAACCCACACACUUCCACCACCAUUGAUACACCAUUCGUGUACUUGGAAGCUGUCGUCAAGGAAACGCUACGUCUCUAUCCACCGGCCAUUUCCACAACCCGCACUGCUGAACGAGAUUUUGAAUUACCGGCCAUUCCAGGAGGAACACUGGACGACAAGGACAAGAUCCACGUCCCCAAGGGGACAUACCUCUAUGUCCCCAUAUGGAUCAUUCAGCGCGAUCCCAAACACUUUGAUCAUCCCAACGAGUUUCGACCCGAGCGGUGGGUCACUCGUAACAACGCUAGCGAGUGGCAACCACGUUCCGACGUGAAUGCAAAGGCAUGGAUCCCCUUUUCGGCCGGUGCCAGGGCGUGUCCGGGACAACGAUUUGCCAUGCAAGAAAUGAUCACCAUAUUGUCCACCUUGUUGCCACUCGUCACUCUAAAAGCACCUGACGAUUACGUCUUGGAACCGCAUCGCGAUGGAUUUGUCCAGGUUCCCAAGGGGGGAGUCCCCAUGACGCUGGGAAAACGAUAGGAAGGAAAGGCAUGUUUGUUCCCAACACACGGUACCGUAGCUGACGCAAGGGGGACUGGCCACGAUUGCAUGAGUCUGUUUCCAGCCAUAGUUGCUGUCUUGCACAGCUGUUCGACUUGGCCGACUCAUUCCGGUACCGAGUAUGCGUUUAAAAUUAAUUGCAAAUAGCUCCAGCAUUC
Molecule: messenger RNA, 1892 nt
Organism: Seminavis robusta
Lineage: Eukaryota; Bacillariophyta; Bacillariophyceae; Naviculales; Naviculaceae
Source: the annotation of a GenBank genome assembly